Messenger RNA from Trachymyrmex septentrionalis, 1468 nucleotides. RefSeq lists its product as uncharacterized. NCBI's taxonomy places the organism in Eukaryota, Metazoa, Arthropoda, Insecta, Hymenoptera, Formicidae. The transcript has 3 exons. The record is from RefSeq and is a predicted model, not a curated record. The coding region runs from base 29 to 688 and encodes 219 amino acids.
UGAGAAUAUUUUUUAUUGAAUUGACGCGAUGAAGAAAUGGUUCUCUGUACCGAAUGUUACAGAUAUCGUUUCAGACCAUCCAGUAUUGCUAACAUUUCACAACAAAGUAAUUAAAUAUGAAAUAUGGACUGCGUUAGAAGCAGCAUUAGCAAAAGCUAAGAAGGUUUAUUAUGAAAAAUUUCAUAUCUAUUCAAAAGAAUGCAAAGUAACAGAAGAGCAAAAUUUGUUGUUUAACAAGAUAAAAGAGAUCGUUGAAAAAGUAUCUGUUACUGGCUUGCUUCAGGAAUGGGAAGACAAUAUUUAUGAAUUGACGAAUCAAUCGAAAAUACGUGACAAAUUUGUAAAUAUUUUCGAGAAUCAGAUUCAAGAAAUAAAGGACCAGUACUAUGAGACAAUGCGUAACAUGGCAAUAUGUCGAACAAUAGCUAUUAAAUGCGAAAAUGUAUACAACCAGGACAUGUUUAUUAUUUCAUCAUUUAAGGAAAAGGAAGAAUGUUUCAACCGCACUAUAUUUGCUAAAAAAUUUUCUAGAAAUCGUUGCGCAAUCGCCAAACAAUAUUACUUGUCGCAUCAACUUAUUAAAAACAUUGUCGUCAAAGCGCAUCUCCUCUUGCCAGAAAUAUUUUGUGAUUUUGGACGUUGCCACAGUGUUGAGUUUAUAGAUUUUGACAAGUAUAUCAAUACAUAAUUAAAAAGAUAUUAAAUUUGAUAUUAUACGAAUGAAAGAUAUUAAAUAAAUAAAAACUUUAGUAAUUAUGAUGAUGAGGGGAGCCAGUCCCGAUAACCUUGACCUUGACGUAUGUUGUCAAGAUUAUAACCCUGAGUGACCUCCAACAAGUUUUAGCUGUCGUUCGUUAUUCGUUAUAAAAAGUUAUUAACAGUUAAAGUUAGUAAUUAUUUCAUUGCUUUACAUGAGAAGUCAGAUAAUUCCGGGCAGUAAGAGAGGUAUGAGGUGAACUGAUUAAGGGAAUAUGACUUUCUCCCCCCCUCUCCUCCUUCCCCCUGCAAAGGAGCGCACGACUCUCACCUUCGACUGAUGUGCAAUAGUACAAUUAUGGGAGUCGCGCGCCCUUUUGCAUGGGUGAGAGGGAGAUGAGAGUCGAAGAUGAGAGUCGUGCGCACCUGAAGCAGGGGGAAGGGGAAUGAGAGUCGAAGGUGAGAGUUGUGCUUUCCUGAAGUAGGGAGGAUGAGAGAGUCGAAGGUGAAAGUUACCUAAAACUUAUUGGAGGUCUUUCAGAGUUAUGACCUUGACAUAUGUCAAAAUCGCAGUCAUCGUUGUGAUAUCCCCUACAGAGUGCACGACUACCAGACAUAUCCUAAAGCAGAAUUUUCAUGUUAUAUGGUUGAACUUCUUUUGUUAAUAACUUUUUAACGAAUAAUAAGCAACGGCUAAAACUUGUUAGAAAUCACUUAGAGUUAUGACCUUGACAGCAUAUCAAGGUCAGGGUCAUCGGGAUUGGCUCCCCUC